Racocetra fulgida is the source of this 975-nucleotide messenger RNA. The record is from the annotation of a GenBank genome assembly. Lineage: Eukaryota; Fungi; Glomeromycota; Glomeromycetes; Diversisporales; Gigasporaceae.
AAAAGGGAGAAAUCUCCUUUUUAGAUCCGGUCAAAUUGACCAGAUUUAAAAAGGAGAUUUCUCUCUUUUCUACUGAACAUGUACGAGAUAUUAAAGUCGGACAUUCUACAAAUUCUGAAACUGAAGAAGUUACAGUUCAUGAUAUUGGAAAUGAAACUUUCUACAUUGAUACUUCUGGGUUUGAUGAUUCGGAUGAAAAUAAGAAUGAUGAAGAAAAUAAACGUUUAAUUUUUCAAAAGAUGCUAGAUUCAGGAAUUUCCAAAAUAACAACAAUUUUAUGGUUUGUUACAUCUGACGCAAAAUUUAUAGAGUUACUUGCAAAGGACUAUGACAACAAUGUCUGGGAUAAUACAAUCAUUGUCACUAAAGGAAACAAAAUUAAAAACGGUCCUCGUGAAGCUGCCAGACAAGUAGUCAUAAAAAAUUAUAAGAAAAAAUAUGGUAAAAUGUUGGGUAUAGAAAACAACCUGCUUGCAAAGACCACUGAUCUUGCAAUUUUAUUAUUUGAAAGUCUACCAAAUGAGAGUAUUUAUGUUAAAAUGAAUUUAUCAAGUGAUCAAUUAAAUGAAUUUUGUAUUUAUAAAGCAUCCGAACCAGAUCGAAUUCUCGCAAAAUAUAAAAUACUAAUGGAAGAGCAUUCUAAGCAUCCUAUAUGUCUAAAUUUUAAAAUAAUCAAAUGUUUAAGAUGUCCGAAAGAAACUGAUCCAAGACUGGCAGAUCCAAAAUGUCAUUUAGAGGUUGAUUCAGUUCAUUCUGAAAUGAAACAAAUUUAUAUUGGAAAGAUUAUAUAUAUAUACCCAAAUAGUCUUUAUAAAUAUCAUUCUGACCAGUUAGUAGCUUAUCAUGCAGGCUCACUUGUUUUUGGACACCCUGGUAAGCCUAUUGAUAGUAGAAUAGAUAAUAGUCCUGGUGAGUGGGCUGCUCGGAUACUUACUUUAGGGGAUAUCACUAAUCCUAUGAUUCCCGGAUACUGGA